Messenger RNA from Mus musculus (house mouse), 12458 nucleotides. RefSeq names its product ABL proto-oncogene 2, non-receptor tyrosine kinase (gene Abl2). Gene Ontology annotation, biological process: circulatory system development; epidermal growth factor receptor signaling pathway; post-embryonic development. Bases 2103 to 5606 code for a protein of 1167 amino acids. The transcript is spliced from 12 exons. Gene Ontology annotation, molecular function: manganese ion binding; magnesium ion binding; non-membrane spanning protein tyrosine kinase activity. Lineage: Eukaryota; Metazoa; Chordata; Mammalia; Rodentia; Muridae. The record is from RefSeq and is a predicted model, not a curated record. Gene Ontology annotation, cellular component: cytoplasm; cell leading edge; cytoskeleton.
GUGCAUGCCCUGAUGUGCCUGUGGAGGUCAGGGAACUACAUGUGGGAGUUGGCGCUCUCUUACUGUAUAGAGCUGUCUUGGUGACAAGUGCUUUUACCCACUGAGCUAUGAGCUGAGCUUGAGUCCUGAUUUCAAUUACCAUAUGAAUGUUGGUGCCUUCAGCCCAAGAUUAUCUCAGAGCUUCAGAUUUAUGCAGCAAAGUGCUUCUUUGUACCUUCUAAAUUUACUUAUCAGACUUGCUUCCCAGUGUGCUUGACACCUACCCACGCCCUCAAGCUUGAAGCCUUUGUUUUCUCCUUCCGCGCUCUCUCUCUAAGCAGUCUUGAGCCCUGGGGCCUCCAUCUGUGAGCCACAUCUUCAAUCCAUCUGCUCUUUAUUUGUCUCCACUGCUGUGCUUGCACUCCAAGCUCACAGGAUCCUGCUCCUGAGUCCAUCAGCUUCUCACUGUCCUCUCUGUGUGAGAAACUCCUCUUCCCAAGCUGAGGAGCUCUGGGCAGUCCACCGGAUUUCCUUUUGUAAUUGGAAUGAAGCUGUAAAUCCUUCAGUGCUUGCUCUGGCAGCCUCAGGCGUCCUCGGCAGUGACCACACACCAGGUUCUUCCCUUUCUGCUUCAGCGCUUUUGCCUCUCAGGAUCUUCCCUGCCCCCAUUCAAGGAUACCCGCUAAGAUUGUUUAACUGCUGGCCCAGGUUGUCCCUUUCUUUUAAAUAGAACACUUCCUUGCUUCACAGUGUUGCUUAAAAACAUUUGUAAACAAUGACAAUGCUAUUUCAGUUGUCUCUUGAAAAAUGUCAUUUUUAAUAAAAGUUAUUCAUACUGAUAAUGGAUUUGACAUUUUAGAAUUAAUAAUCAUUGUUAAAAUUUCUUGGUUUUAAUAUACAGUAAAUGAUAUUGGAGACCAAGUUAUUUUUUUCAAUAGUUUUUAUUUUUAAAAGAUUUAUUAUUUUAUUUAUGUGAAUACACUGUCACUGUCUUCAGACUCACCAGAAGAGGGCAUCAGAUCUCAUUACAGAUGGUUGUGAGCCACCAUGUGGUUGCUAGGUAUUGAAUUCAGGACCUCUGGAAGAGUCCAUCUCUGCAGCCCUUGUGCUUUUAUUUUAAUGUGGGUAUUUAGGUCAUGGUUUCCUGUAAUUUUUACUGUGUUUCUUUUAUUGACCUAAAUAAAUGGUACAUAGUAGGUACUUAAUAAUCAGUACAGUGGGCAUUCCCGGCUGUAUGGUUAUAAGUAUUAUUACUUAUAAUACCUUAUUAUAAGUAAUUAUGAGUGCUAUUACUAUGAUACUGUGGUUCAGGUUUUUUUGAGGCAGGCUCUGUAGCACAGGCUAGCUUUGAAUUUGCAAUCCUUCUGCCUCCACUUAGCCAAGCUAGAGUGUUACAAAUGUGUGCCCCAUAUAUUCUCUGAAUUAUUUUCGUCGGCUGUGUAAAUUAUUUAUUACUUACUUUACUAGUUUGUCUCAUAAAUCAUUCUUAUUUUAAGGUCUUAAAUUUUGUGUACCUUCCCACUUUGUUCACAGUUAGGCUUUUGCCUUUCCAAGUUUCAGCACUCACAGUUGAACACUGUGCCAGGCCAUUACCUGUACUGAGCCGCACAGGCCAUUUGUUAGGGGAGGCAGUUAGUUGCUCUCCGCUUCUGCCUGUGUUUAUGAGUCACGCUGUAGCUAUUUCUUUGACUUUAGAUUUGUGGUUUCUUGAACUAACUGGAGUGAUGUAAAAGAUGAGUCUUGUUAGGCGUUUCCUGACUGUUCAAAGUGUUUGGUGGUGUACUGUAAACAGGUUUCUCCAGGGAAACACUGAGCAGUCAUGCCCCCUUCUGUCCUCGGGAUUGGAAGUUUCUAUGCUUACCGACCCUAGCUGAUUGUAUUGUGAACAGUUACUUCUGUGAGACUGAAAUAGCCUCUGCAUCACCCCCACCGGAUCCCUGAGGUUUUGGAGUGGCUCCACCCUUACUCAGGACUCCGCCCCUGUGGGUUGAACUUGCACUUUGUUCCUUCUGGCCCCUGACUGUGUGAGUAAUGUCCCACGUGUAUGGCUUGCUGGCCAGAGUGGAAUUUUAAGGCUCUUCUAUUCAGAACAGUUUAACUUUUCAUGCUGCUCGGCCAAAGGCAUGGUCCUGGGACCUGUUCAGCUGCCAUCAACCAGUUACUGUAGAGACCAGGACACCUUGCUUCCCUGCCUGGGCAGGGAUGUCUCGGAGUUCGCUGUGGCCCACGUGACAGAUCACUUUGCCAGCUGUGUGGAGGAUGGAUUUGAGGGAGACAAGACUGGAGGCAGUAGUCCAGAAGUUUUGCACCGCCCGUUUGGCUGUGAUGCUGAAUCUCAGGCACUGAAUGAAGCGAUCAGGUGGAGCUCCAAGGAGAACUUGCUGGGAGCCACUGAGAGUGACCCUAAUCUCUUUGUUGCACUUUAUGACUUUGUGGCAAGUGGUGAUAACACACUCAGUAUCACUAAAGGUGAAAAGCUGCGAGUCCUUGGUUAUAACCAGAAUGGCGAGUGGAGUGAAGUUCGCUCCAAGAAUGGACAGGGUUGGGUGCCAAGCAACUACAUCACUCCAGUUAAUAGCCUGGAGAAACAUUCCUGGUACCACGGACCUGUAUCCCGCAGCGCAGCAGAGUAUCUCCUCAGCAGCCUAAUCAAUGGCAGCUUCCUGGUUCGAGAGAGUGAGAGCAGCCCUGGGCAGCUGUCCAUCUCUCUCAGGUAUGAGGGACGUGUGUAUCACUACAGGAUCAAUACCACCACAGACAGCAAGGUGUACGUGACAGCUGAGAGCCGCUUUAGCACCUUGGCAGAGCUUGUUCACCACCACUCCACAGUUGCUGAUGGGCUAGUGACCACGCUGCACUACCCAGCACCGAAGUGCAACAAGCCAACCGUCUAUGGCGUGUCUCCUAUCCAUGACAAGUGGGAAAUGGAACGGACAGAUAUCACCAUGAAGCACAAACUUGGGGGCGGUCAGUACGGAGAGGUUUACGUUGGCGUCUGGAAGAAGUACAGCCUUACAGUGGCUGUGAAAACACUGAAGGAAGACACCAUGGAGGUGGAGGAGUUCCUGAAGGAAGCUGCAGUGAUGAAGGAGAUCAAGCAUCCUAACUUAGUACAACUGCUAGGUGUGUGUACCCUGGAGCCACCGUUUUACAUUGUGACUGAAUACAUGCCGUAUGGGAACCUGCUUGACUAUCUCCGGGAGUGCAGCCGAGAGGAGGUGACCGCCGUCGUGUUACUUUACAUGGCCACCCAGAUCUCCUCUGCCAUGGAGUACUUGGAGAAGAAGAACUUCAUCCAUAGAGAUCUUGCUGCCCGGAACUGCCUAGUGGGCGAGAACCAUGUGGUGAAAGUGGCCGACUUUGGUUUAAGUAGACUGAUGACUGGAGAUACCUACACUGCUCAUGCUGGAGCCAAAUUUCCUAUUAAAUGGACAGCACCCGAGAGUCUGGCCUACAAUACCUUUUCAAUUAAAUCUGACGUUUGGGCGUUUGGAGUACUGUUGUGGGAAAUUGCUACAUAUGGAAUGUCACCAUAUCCAGGUAUUGACCUAUCUCAAGUCUAUGACCUACUGGAAAAAGGAUAUCGAAUGGAACAGCCUGAGGGAUGCCCCCCUAAAGUGUAUGAACUUAUGAGAGCAUGCUGGAAGUGGAGCCCUGCUGACAGGCCCUCUUUUGCUGAAACCCAUCAAGCUUUUGAAACAAUGUUCCAUGACUCCAGCAUCUCUGAAGAGGUAGCUGAGGAGCUUGGGAGAACGGCCUCCUCCUCCUCUGUGGUUCCAUACCUGCCUCGGUUACCGCUGCUUCCUUCCAAGACGAGGACCCUGAGGAAGCAGGGGGAGAACAAAGAGAACCUAGAUGGGGGCCUUGAUGCCGCCGAGAGCCUGGCCUCCAGCUCAGCACCAGCAGGGUUCAUUAGAAGCACACAGGCCUCCAGUGGGUCCCCAGCUCUGCCUCGAAAGCAAAGAGAUAAGUCGCCCAGCAGCCUCUUAGAAGAUGCCAAAGAGACAUGCUUUACCAGGGAUAGGAAGGGGGGCUUCUUCAGCUCCUUCAUGAAAAAGAGGAACGCCCCCACGCCCCCGAAGCGCAGCAGCUCCUUUCGAGAAAUGGAGAAUCAGCCCCACAAGAAAUAUGAACUCACGGGUAACUUCUCACCUGUUGCUUCUCUACAGCAUGCUGAUGGGUUCUCUGUCGCUCCCAGCCAGCAAGAGCCGAAUCUGGUGCCAGCCAAGUGCUAUGGGGGGAGCUUUGCACAGAGGAACCUCUGUGCUGAUGAUGACAGUGGUGGGGGUGGGGGCAGUGGCACUGCUGGGGGCGGGUGGUCUGGUAUCACAGGCUUCUUUACACCUCGAUUAAUCAAAAAGACACUGGGCUUGCGAGCAGGUAAGCCCACAGCCAGUGAUGACACUUCGAAGCCUUUUCCAAGGUCCAACUCUACAUCUUCCAUGUCCUCAGGGCUUCCAGAGCAGGAUAGGAUGGCAAUGACCCUUCCCAGGAACUGCCAGAGGUCCAAACUCCAGCUGGAAAGGACAGUGUCCACCUCUUCUCAACCAGAAGAGAAUGUGGACAGGGCUAAUGACAUGCUUCCAAAAAAAUCUGAGGAAGGUGCUGCUCCAGCCAGGGAGAGACCAAAAGCCAAACUAUUGCCCAGAGGAGCCACAGCUCUUCCCUUGAGAGCCCCUGAUCCAGCCAUCACAGAGAGUGACUCUCCGGGGGUAGGGGUGGCUGGAGUGGCAGCUGCCCCCAAAGGCAAGGAAAGGAAUGGUGGGACGCGACUUGGAGUCGCUGGAGUCCCCGAGGAUGGAGAGCAGCUAGGCUGGUCUUCUCCAGCCAAGGCUGUAGCUGUCCUCCCAACCACUCACAACCACAAAGUGCCAGUCCUUAUCUCUCCCACUCUGAAACACACUCCAGCUGAUGUGCAGCUCAUUGGCACAGACUCUCAGGGGAACAAAUUCAAGCUCUUAUCUGAGCAUCAGGUCACAUCCUCUGGAGACAAGGACCGACCCCGUCGGGUAAAACCAAAGUGUGCCCCACCCCCCCCACCAGUGAUGAGACUACUGCAGCAUCCGUCCACAUGCUCAGACCCCGAGGAAGAGCCGACUGCCCCACCUGCAGGACAGCACACUCCAGAGACCCAGGAGGGAGGAAAAAAGGCAGCUCCAGGCCCAAUGCCCAGUAGUGGGAAACCUGGGAGGCCAGUCAUGCCUCCACCUCAAGUGCCUUUGCCCACAUCUUCCAUCUCACCGGCCAAAAUGGCCAAUGGCACAGCAGGUACUAAGGUGGCCCUGAGGAAAACCAAACAGGCAGCUGAGAAAAUCUCAGCUGACAAAAUCAGCAAAGAGGCCCUGCUGGAGUGUGCCGACCUACUGUCCAGUGCAAUCACGGAACCUGUGCCCAACAGCCAACUGGUGGACACUGGGCACCAGCUGCUCGACUACUGCUCAGGGUAUGUGGACAGCAUCCCUCAGACUCGCAACAAGUUUGCCUUCCGAGAGGCUGUGAGCAAACUGGAACUUAGCUUACAGGAGCUGCAGGUGUCUUCCACAGCUGCUGGUGUGCCUGGGACAAACCCCGUCCUUAAUAACUUAUUGUCGUGUGUACAGGAAAUUAGCGAUGUGGUGCAGAGGUAGCCAUCGUCGGCUGAGUGGGGAAAUGCACACAUUCUGAGGGGAAAGGGAAAGGGACUCGUUUUCCUGUGUUCUCGUUCUCAAAAAGUGAAAGACUGAUACUUGAGUGUGUUUAUGUGAAGUACCUCAGGUCCCUGAGUUCUCACGUUUACAGGGUCAUCUCAAAACAGCAGAAAGGAAGUCACAGAAGUAGAUAAAAAGUCAGUGUGGUGGAGCAGGGCAGUGCGGGCAGGGUUGGAAAGUGCACUGGGAGAUUAGGGAGCCUCGUGUAUACAUCAUAGGAAGGCAUAGCCCGCCCUCUCUGCGGUGGCCUGUGCCGCCCACCGCCCACCGUUGGGCUGCUCUCAGUUGUGCUGUACUGCGAAACAGGCCUUGACUUGGCCAGUCCUGGGGGUUAUCACGUUUCAGUUUACUGCAAAUCUGGGGAGCGGGAGAAAGCAGUGUGGGGGAUGUAGCAGGAGAUGUUUUAUUCGAGACUAGUGGAAGUGGCUGUUGGCCUUGCUUCCGUGGUCAUUGCUGUUGUAGCAAGAACUGCACAUUAGAUUACCAGACUACUCCACUGGGAGACAUGGCCUUUCCAUCUGCUUUGCACUAUUUACCACGGCUGUGUCAGUUGGUGCAGAAAGUACACAGUGCAGCGGAAGUUUAGUCAGACAGACACCUCCAGGCUCUCGUACUGACUAGCAGUCACUUCUCCCACUCUUUUGGAAUGUUACUUGCUAGUGGGCCAGUAUCCACCUGUAGCUUGUUGGUGGCUGUCUGUAAGCCAUGGGCAUAGGGCAGUCUCUCUUCCUUCAUUCCUGGCAGCAUACCGGGCAUUACCCAGCAUCGAUGUUGAAAAUAGUGCUCACUACAGGUGCCCCUGAUCACUGACACAAUGGCCACUUGAGCAGCUACACAUACUCUGCACUUAAUGAGAAUACCAAGCAGAUGUCGUACCUUUCUGAAAGGGGCUGGCCACAUGGCUGCUUGUACCUUUCCCUCCUUGCAGCCCUCUGGCUGGCUGUAGGGAGCCGUGUCCACUGAGGGCUCGCCUCCACAGGAUCUCGUGUUCUUUGUCUUUGCUCCCAGACCAUCCCUAAGCCCUUGUUGCACUUGGAGUUUGUGUUGGGAAUAUUCUUUAUUUAUUUUCUCCUUUCAUCUCUAUUUCAGUGUGCAUAAUAGAAGGAGUGGGUUAUUUUCAGGGAGCACCAGUUAGGCCCAGAGCCCUCAGGGUUUAACCUGAGAGUUGGUUUUGCCUUUGAGAAAUGCCACUCCCCUCCCCUGAUUACAGUCAUGGAAGCUAUUAGAGUAACAUGGGAUAGAACCGUAGCAGGCUGCACAUUACUUAUGGUUUUGGUGUUGUGUCUAAUUCUAGUUUCUGGGUUUUUUUUUCAAAGAGAGCCAAUACAAAAUAUGGUGAUGUUUCUUUUUCCAAAGGAAUAUUAAUGUAGGAAGAUGAGAAUUGCGCACUAAGCAGUGUUUUCUUCCUGGCUCAUUGAUCCACGCCGUCAAGUCGCUGCCCCGUCUUCUGAUCUCUUAAUUGAAGGCACUAGCCCACAUUCCCAAGCGGGUUUUGCAGACUUAAUAUACCACUCCCGCUGAGAGGCUCUCUGGGAAGCUCUUAAUGUUAACUUAAUGUUGUUGGGUCGCUUUUCAUUCUCUUUGCUGAAUCACAAAUAAGAAACUUUGAACUGCCAGAAUCGGGCCAGAACCCUAAGGGGAAACUAUUUUAAGUCGCAUUUGGCAUCCUUAACCAAGAAAGAAAUUAAAUUUUCAAUUAGAAAAAGGAAAUUUGGAUGCCUGUCACUGCUGCUUUAGUGAAAGCUCAGGGUGAGCCGAGGCCUGGGGUAAAGGACCCAGCCCUGCAGUGGCAGCAUGUUCCCUCAGCUGCAGCCUGACAGCCAGGCUCCAGGUUCAUGCCCCUGGAGUCACGGAAGAGGAUUCCCUCCACCUUGGUGGCCACUGUUCUGCACAUCGGAUGCACGCAUAAACUUGAAUUUAUUCUAGCAGUUAACUUAGUUAGAUGGGGCAGAGGAAGUGAAAACUUGAGGGCAUUAUUAAUGCUGCUUUUAGCGUAUGUCCCUUGCCGUGGUGGGAUGUCUUAAUGGAUGGUGGUUGUUUUGGGUUUGGGUCUCGUUUUUGUUUGUUUGUUAUUGGUUUUCCCUUCAGAGUUCUGAAAACAAGCAAGUAGUGUUCUUCAAAACACUGCUGAGUCUCUUGGCUGCCUGCUUUUCUUUCUCUGAGGCCCUGAGUCAUGUCUCACUCAAGCGUCUGCCCUGCUCACACAGCAUCACUAAAUCCAUGAGCUGAACUGACUGUCCUCUCCUCAUGACGCAUGAGCGGUGUCCUUUACAGGGAUUGAGGCCUCGGGCCACAGAGGCACUGUCAACUUGCUGUGGAAGAAUUAUUUACGUUUGUCUUGCAUCUACCUGCAAGGGACCAGCUUAAAAGGGGGGGGGGGGGACACAAAAUAAAAGGUUAGAAUCUAAAUCAGAGAAAACUGCUUUUAGAAGCGAAAAAUGUAAUUAAUUAUGUAGCCUAAAAACAAAGCAGAUGGCGAGAGAGAAGGCUCUGGCAACUCCUAAAGCCGUUUGUCCUGGGCAGACCUUUGCACUGUGACAGCUUGCUUACUCUCAUUACAAGUCCCGUGACUUCAGUUGGCUCUCCUGCCUUCAGAUGCAGUGCUUUGUAUUGAAUAUAGCCAAAUUCUGCUUUACGGGGAACUUGGUUGUUGUCGUUUAAGCUUUGGGUACAAUUAUAUUUCACAUUUCCAGGUGAUUUCCAUCAUGCUGUUCAGAAAGAAAGGCCUUAAAAUUGGCCUUUUGUAUUUUGCAGUGAGAUGGACUAAAUUGAACAUAAUAUACCAAGCUGUGAUCUGGCAUGUAAGAAACUGAUUUGGUCAUUUUCAAGAUGCCCUUCGUAAAAGGUCAUCAUAGUGGAUUGGAGACUAGUUUCCGGCCUCAUUUUAAGGUUUCAUUUAUAAAUGUUCCUACUUAAAUCCUCCUUAGCAGACAAUUGGCUGGUAAAAUCAUUUUCUGUUAAUGAAGACAGUGGUUUUUAAGUUAGGGGUACAGCAUUACCGAUAGUGUGAGGCCAUGUUUAUAGGCUGUAGCUCAGGUGCCUGGGGCAGUGACCACCUAGGAUGUUAAUUGCUAGUAUGAGCUCCUAACCUGGGAGCACACAAACAUCCUCUAGAGAUUUUUAAAGGAAAACUGAUGAAUUAGCCCCGCUUUGAUGGAAUCCCUGGUGGGAUGAGAGACUAGCUAGCAUGCUUCCCAAGAUCUUCUCCAGGUUUCAAACACUCCCCGCUCUCUGAACACUGUGCACAGCAGAGGAGACGGGAGAGUACUGUUGUCACUAGUUCAUAUCUUGGAGCAGCUAAUGGCAAAGCUGGGGCUAGAAUUCAGGAGUCCUGACAUUUGGCAUCUCUCCACAGCCUGCUGCCUUGUGAGAUGCCGAGCUAGACAAUCAGUGUGCAUGGUGCUGCACACUUCUAAAGCACAGGCUCUGGCAGGCCUGGCCAGGGAGGGCUUGGAUGUUUGGUAAUGGCAGUGUAGCUGGACAAGCCUUUAGUAGAACUCCGCUCUGAAGAGAACUUAGCACUGUUCUUCUAGACCUCAGGCACACAUAGAGAUCUGCACUUUGUAGUUGAAGAAUACCAGCUUGAGUUGUUUAAAAACAAGAAGGAAAAAAAAAAACAAACUAGUCCUACACUCUUUUUUGUUCAAAAAGCAAUGUGUUGUUCAGUGUCAUUUUAAUGCAUGUGAGGUAGUGUAUCUGAAAGCACCUUGAGAAAUCAAAUGCAUUCACUGUAAAGCUGAAUUGCGAAUGUGUGUAGAGGAUGAGCUGACCUGGACCUGGAGCUAGAGGCUCACCCUCUGCUGUGGUUUGUUGCAGACAUAGGUCCGACACUGCUAAAUGUGCAUGGGAAGACACGGCGCUGUUUGCUAACAGUUUAGAGCUGAGCAGCUUCAGGAAAUUAGGGGCCAAGUCUUUGGUUUAAUUCUCAUCUUUAAGAAGUAGUCAAGUGGUGGCGUGCAAUCCAGCAGUGAAGAGGCUAAGGCAAGAGAGUCUCAGGUUCUAGACCAGCCUCGGCCUCAGGAGAUGCAAAGGAGGAAUAGAUUACUCCCGGUGGAGCCAGCAGCUUUUCCAGGCCCUUGACUGGAAGAUGAAGACCCCCUUCCUCUUGAGCAGUCCUCUGCUACAUGCUCGGCUUUUGGUGUGGUAGGAGCAGACUCAUCUCCUGUUUAUGUUGACACUUUCUUUUAAAAACUAAUGUCUUGGGGUGGGGGGAAAGUUGGGGGUAGAAGACUGAUGUACUUGGAGAAUUUCUAGAAUUUUCUCCCAGUUAUAAAUGACAGUGACUCCUUUAAAAGAAGAGUAGCUGAGCUUAACUCACCUGUUAGAUUAUCAUGUAUUCCAAAAAAUCAUGUGGAGGUGGCCUGCGUAGAGCGGCACUCUAGUCUCUUCCCCUGCCCCGCCUUUUCUACCUUUGCUAGUGAUGCCCUGUUCAUUGGGCUGUAUCUUCAGGGGAGUUGGUAUUGGGUUGACAGAGUCAUCUUUAUUUCUGUUCUCAAUGAUCUGUGUCAUCACCUUGCAUGCAUUAACUUGCUUCAUUUGAAUCUGACAUACAUCUUUAUGCCCUCAGCAUCUGCUAUGGCCAGUACUUUCUGUAUUUCUUGUCAGCUGCUUUAGCUUGGUCAAGCCUGGUAGCUUAGUUCUUUGGAUUUUGUAGGCAUGCAGAGGCCUAGAGCAAGGCAGUUCCUAGGGAACCUGUGCUCAGACUGCCGGAGGCAGCCUAAGGGUGCCUAUGGCUCCCAUGCUGCCGUCACCUCUGAGGCAGAGAGGCGAGACCUUGGGAUGGUCCUAACACUUGGUCUACUCCUAAGUCUUAUGCAUAGAGUUCCAGUUUUCCAGCUUAGGACUCAGGAGUGCUUGGAGUGGUGGUUGUUCCUGUUACCUGUGCUGAUGAGCCCAGCACAGUGACCCAACUUCAGUGCUGUUGCCUGUGAUCCUGUUACUACGGAGGCUGGCUCAGCUCACCCUGCUCCACUGCCAUGUGUUUGUGUUCCAUCUUGACUAGGUAAUGAUAACUCUUCUUUUAGACUAGCUCCCCAGGUGCCUCAGGAGGACCCUGGAUGGAGUCUGGGCAGUUUAUCUUGAUAAGAAACUGACAGAAGCCUUGAUUAGAAACUGACAGAAGCCGUUUAAUCCCAGCACUUGGGAGGCAGAGGCAGAGGCAGGUGGAUUUCUGAGUUCGAGGCCAGCCUGGUCUACAGAAUGAGUUCCAGGACAGCCAGGGCUACACAGAGAAACCCUGUCUCGGGGGGGAAAAAAAAGGAAAGGAAAAGGAAAGAAACUGACAGAAGUCAUCUUCAGAGAUUUGUACCAUCAAAGAUGAGUUCCUGAGUAUUACUGGGAGAAAUACUUGCCUGCUGGGCUGUUCAUAACUAUUGAACUAGAGCUCAAAGUCCGUUGCUUCAGACUCUCCAUUCAUCUCUCUGCACACUGGCAGAUUGCUGCCGUGCUUUCUCCAUCCUAUGUGAUGUGCUGAGGGAAGAAGGUCCUUCUGGACCAGCCUCCGCCUCCACUCACACUUCCUUUGCUCCAUGUAUGCCUAUAAAUUUGAGACUGUUUACCCCUCCUAGAUAAUAAUAAUCUUUAUUUCCCUGGUGCGGACAAACAAGAACACAGUAGCAGAACCCUGCACACUGAGUGGAUCUGCAAAGUUGCCAUCUAAGGAUAAAAUAGGCCCACUUGUCCUCGGACCAUAGCAUCUUGAGAAGAAUAGGGCUGUGUGGGGUCCUGAGUUAUUCACCUGUUUUGAGAGCUUGGACCCCAGCCCUUUAGAACAUGGAGGAGGCACAGUCAGAUGCUAGCAAGGUGGUGAAAGGAAAUACAAAGAGUUCUGUGGGUGGAGCUUGCUCGCUUGCUUAGGUUUGUUUCUGAGUUCCUGAAUAGCGCUUUAACAUCUUGUUUUUAGCGACCUUAUAAUUUAGGACUAGUGGGACUUCAUAAAAAUGUCACAUACCUGAGUUCCCAGUUUUCAGCAGAUAUAAAGUGGCACAUCUCUUGUUGAGUCAGGGGACACUGCAGGGGCUGUAGUGCUCCAGGAUCCUUAGUUCCCAAGUUGUCUUUGGUUGCUUUAAGACCCAUGCUGUGUUGUGAAUGACAAGAAUGCUGAUGGUCAGGGCCACGGGAACCUGCUUGCUUGAUCUCGGUGGCCAGCUUCCUUUAUGCCACUUGAACUCCAUCCUGAGAAGUGUUUGCUGAGACCUUGAGAAAUGACCUUCAGGAACAUGAGGAUUCAGAAACCUCCCUGUAGCUCCUUAUCACCUCUCUCUGAGGGCAGAGGCAGUGGCUGGUGAGCACCCUGCACACACACACACCCCUUCCUUGUAGACCCUGCACUUCUUCUCGUUUGCAAUCUGAUUCUGUAAUGACUAUCAGUGGAAUUGCCCGACUUUGUGUUUGCUUGAUAAAAGUAAAUUUGAACAUUUUGUGAUGGUUGAUAGAACUUUGUCCUAAAACUUGCUAAUUCAGACUCUUUAAAACUCUAAUGUUUAUACCAAAGGUUACACUGCAGGCGUAGGUGGUACACAGAGGGUGACUCCCUAGAGUGGGCACUGUGUGCAUUGCUAAGGGGACACAGUGCCCAGUGAGACCAUAUGGGAUUUUACUAAACACGUCAGUCAUGGGUCACACUACCACUGUUGUCAAGUAUUUGUUCUUAAUUGUUAUUGUAAUAUAUUUUCGAUUGUUUUUCUAAUUUAAUUCUCUCUGUUGUCUGACUGUGAACUGCUAACAGUGUUAAAAACUUGAUGUAAAUAAACGAUGCCCCUGGCAGGGACUGUUUCCUGCCAUGUCUCACAA